AUGACGUCCAUGCUGAUCACAACCACAUGUCUCACUGUGAAAUGUGGUCGAAUUGGGAAGGUUACCGCAGUAAAGGGCAGCCUCCAGCUCGGCAUCAAUCAUCCAUUGACUACAAGGAGUUGCAGAGGUAUGAUCAUCGGAGGAAUGAGCUUUCUCGUCACGCCGACUGCCAAAGGUCUGGCUCUCGCACGAACGACCGCUCUCACUGCGAUGAACCUCCUCGGCGCCGAAUACCUAACCGCUACGAGGAUUGUCAAAGGCCUGGCAGUCACAGGAAUGAACGCUCUGGCUACUACAACUCUCAAAGGCAAGGCUAUCGCGAGGAUAGGUGUCCUCGCCGCGACGAACAAUCAAGACUUCUACCCACUCGCUACGACGACCUGA
Messenger RNA from Aureobasidium pullulans EXF-150, 384 nucleotides. RefSeq lists its product as uncharacterized. The transcript is spliced from 2 exons. The coding region runs from base 1 to 384 and encodes 127 amino acids. Lineage: Eukaryota; Fungi; Ascomycota; Dothideomycetes; Dothideales; Saccotheciaceae. The record is from RefSeq and is a predicted model, not a curated record.